This is a messenger RNA of Adineta ricciae, 939 nucleotides long. NCBI's taxonomy places the organism in Eukaryota, Metazoa, Rotifera, Eurotatoria, Adinetida, Adinetidae. The record is from the annotation of a GenBank genome assembly.
AUGAGUGGUAAUUUUUCUAUACAGGCAACACUUUUUACAACAAAUUCUACCGCGAUAAUCAAUGAAUUCUGGUUUGUUCCUUCCGAUAUUCUCAUGAUUAUCUGUAGCACAUUGAUAAUUUUACUUUCUGGUCUUUUUCUCUUGGUUAUUGUUGUGGAUAAAACAUGUCAUACGAUUCCCAUGCUCUUAACUGCUCAUUCUUACAUCGCCUUAUUAAUAAUAGGAUGUGACUUACUCGGCUUAGCUACAUUCAUGUUGAAAAAUGAUCUAAAACAACUUGAGUAUGAAGAUUCAAUCUGUGCUGUUCGUGGUUACAUUUGUUACACUGCAUCAGCUGUAACUAUGUAUUCAUAUCUUCUACAAUCCAUUCAUCGAUAUCUUACUACUGUUUAUCCACAUCGUUUAUUCUGGCAGUCAAUGAAAUUCUACGUAAUAUUGCUUUGUUCUACAUGGAUAUGGUGUUAUAUUUAUCCGAUUGCAUUUCUAUUCACCAAGAAAAUUACCUACAAUGUUGACAACCAAAUCUGUCAAAUACCUCUAAGAUCUUCUUUGAUCUUAAUUUAUACGAGCAGUUGCAUGUAUACUAUUCCUGUUUCAUUGGUUGUUUUCAUUUAUUUUAAAUUAGUUCGGUAUGUUCGUGGAAUGAAUGAACGUGCAGUACCAGCUAAUAUUCUAUUUCGUGCACAACGACAACUAAAAAUGACUCGACGUUUAGUCAUAAUAGUAGCACUGUUAGCCAUCAUUGGUAUUCCGUAUAUGUCGUUUGUUUUCAUCGCAUUUUUCACCGAUCCACCACGAUAUCAUUUACGAUUCGCUCAAACAUUUACGGAUCUUUCAGUGCUCUGUGCAACGAUUGUUUUAUUUGGAUUUACUGAUCCAUUGAAAGCUUCGUUAAUGAAAAAACUACGACGACGAACAAGCAUCGCACCAAUACGAUGA